Psammomys obesus (fat sand rat) is the source of this 4029-nucleotide messenger RNA. Its product is annotated as NACHT, LRR and PYD domains-containing protein 1a-like. The record is from RefSeq and is a predicted model, not a curated record. The annotation marks the transcript as partial. The transcript is spliced from 13 exons. Gene Ontology annotation, cellular component: canonical inflammasome complex. NCBI's taxonomy places the organism in Eukaryota, Metazoa, Chordata, Mammalia, Rodentia, Muridae. Gene Ontology annotation, molecular function: protein binding. Gene Ontology annotation, biological process: regulation of apoptotic process; inflammatory response; innate immune response.
GAGCCAUUCCAGAAACAUAUGAGGAGGGAAAACUUCUUCACUCCACACAGGCCUUGACAAGGAAGAAUCUCUUCCAAAAUUUCACACAGCUACUACUCCUACAAAAUUCUUGCCCGAGAGGCUGGGAGACCUUGGUCAGGAAAAGCAGGCAUCAGUAUAGAGUAGAGGAGAAAGGACGUCUGAUUGAGAUGCAAGACUUAUUUGCCCCAAGCCAGGGUAACCAGGAAGAGCCUCAGCUUAUCAUAUUGUAUGGGGCUGCUGGGACUGGGAAGUCAUCGCUGGCCAGGCAGGUGAGCAGAGCCUGGGGACAAGGCUGGCUCUACAGGGAUCGCUUCAAGGAAGUCUUCUUCUUCAGCUGCAGGGAGCUGGCCCAGUGCCAGCAGCUGAGUCUGGCAGAACUCAUAGCACAGGGCCAAACUGUGCCCACAGCUCCCAUCAGGCAGAUCCUGGCUCAGCCUGAGAAGCUGCUCUUCAUCUUGGAUGGCAUAGAUGAGCCAGCAUGGGUCUUGGAGGGGCAGAAUCCUGAGACAUGUCUGCACUGGAGUCAGACACAGCCAGUGCACACACUGCUGGGCAGUUUGCUGGGAAAAUCUGUCCUCCCGGGGGCUUCCUUCCUGCUCACAGCUCGGACCACAGCUCUCCAGAGGCUCAUUCCUUCCUUGAGGCGGCCGCGUUGGGUGGAAGUCCUGGGCUUCUCUGAGACAGGAUGGAAGGAAUAUUUCUACAACUAUUUUCCUGAGAAAAGAAAAGCAAUCAAAGCUUUUAGUUUAGUUGAAUCAGACCCAGUGCUCUCUACCCUGUGUCAGGUCCCCUGGGUGAGCUGGCUGGUCUGCACUUGCCUGUCACAGCAGAUGGAGCUCGGGGAAGACCUCUCCCUGACCUCACAGACCACCACCACUCUCUGCCUGAAAUACCUUUCCCAGUCAAUCCAAGGUCAGCACCUGGAGACCCAGCUCAGGGCUCUCUGCUCAGUGGCUGCUGAGGGGAUCUGCAGAAGAAGGACCCUGUUCAGUGAAAGCGACCUCCGUAAGCAAGGGUUAGCCCAGGCUGACAUGGCCACUUUCCUGAAGAUCGGUGUCCUUCAACAGCAGCCCGGCUCUCUGAGCUGCAGCUUUGCCCACUUGUGUCUCCAGGAGUUCUUUGCAGCGAUGGUCUGUGUCUUGGGGGAUACGAAGGAGAGAUGUGGUGAUAUAGAAAAGGACAGAAUUGUGGAAAAUCUGAAACAAGAGUAUGAGAGGCAUGAGCUGUGUGAGGCACCCGUUACACAGUUCUUAUUUGGACUCUCGAGUGAAGAAGGACUGAGAGAAAUGGAGAGGAUCUUUGCCUGCAGGCUGCCCCGGAAGCCAAAGUUGACACUUGUGUCUGACAUCCUCAGGAAAACCCUACCCCAUCAACUGUAUUCUCUGGGUUUGUUCCACUGUCUGUUUGAGCAUCGGGAGGAGGAACUCCUGAAAAGGGUGAUGCAUGAUCUUGAAGUCGGAACUGCUCAAGUCCUAAUGGAGGUGGAGGAACCAGUAUUUCAGCCAAAUAUUGGACAUCUGGUGGUGAGGUCAGAUGUGGAGCUCAUGGUGGUCACGUUCUGCAUUAGGUUCUGCUGCUGUGUGAGAAGCCUUCAGCUCCAUGAGGGUGAACCGAGGACACAAGCACUGCCAGUUCCCAGGAUGGUUCUAUCCAAGUGGACUGCUAUUACUGACGCCAGCUGGAAGAUUCUCUUCUUCAAUCUUAAAUUCACUAGAAACCUGGAGGAGCUGGACCUCAGUGGAAAUGCCCUGAGCCACUCUGCAGUGAAGCAUCUUUGUAGAACCCUGAGACACCCUGAUUGCCAACUACACACCUUGUGGCUGGUCGACUGUUGCCUCACAUUCAGGGACUGCAGAGUCCUGGCCUCAGUGCUUGGGGCCUGCUCCAGCCUGGUUGAGCUAGACCUGGAGCUGAAUGACCUGGGCAAUGAUGGUGUGAGGCUGCUGUGUAAGGCACUCAGGAAUCCUGCCGAGGGAGAGCAUCCCACAGAGCAGAUGACAACAUUGCUGGACCAGGCCUCUCUCAGUGACCAGGUGAUUAUGGAGCUCAAGGCCCUGGAGUCAGAGAAGCCACAGCUGCUCAUCUCCAGCACACAGAAGUCACACGUGAUGGUCCCUAAGAACACUGAUGGAGAAGAAGUGUGUGGUUCCCUGACCUCAUUCAAGCAGCAGAGACCACACUCAGAUAAACCGGGGACUCUGGGGACUGAUGAUGACUUCUGGGGCCCUGCAGGACCCGUGGCUACUGAGGUGGUUGACAGAGAGAGGGGCCUGUACCGAGUUCAACUGCCCAUGGCUGGUGCCUACCACUGUCCCAACACAGGACUCCACUUUGUGGUGACAAGGGCAGUGACAAUCGAGAUUGCGUUCUGUGCCUGGAGCCAGUUCCUGGACAGGAUUCCCUUGCAGCACAGUCACAUGGUGGCCGGGCCUCUGUUUGACAUCAAGGCUGAGCAGGGAGCUGUGACUGCUGUGUUCCUCCCUCAUUUUGUGGCUCUCCCAGAGGGACAGAUGGACAUCUCCUUGUUCCAUGUGGCCCACUUUCAAGAACACGGGAUGGUCCUAGAAACGCCAGCCAGAGUGGAGCAGCACUACACAGUCCUGGAAAACCCAAGCUUCUCCCCAAUGGGAGUUCUACUGAGAAUGAUCCCUGCUGUAGGGCACUUCAUCCCCAUCACUUCCAUCACACUGAUCUACUAUCACCUCCAUCUCGAGGACGUCACACUUCACCUCUACCUGAUCCCCAAUGACUGCACCAUUCGGAAGGCCAUUGACGAUGAAGAAAUGAAGUUCCAGUUUGUGCGAAUAAACAAGCCACCCCCCGUAGACCCUUUCUACAUCGGCUCCCGCUACAUCGUGUCUGGGUCUGAGGGUCUGGAAAUCAUCCCAAAGGAACUGGAGCUGUGCUACCGGAGCCCUGGGGAAUCCCAGCUCUUCUCUGAGAUCUACAUUGGCCACAUGCAUUCGGGGAUUAAGCUACAAAUCGCAGACAAGAAGCAUAUGAAUCCCAUGUGGGAGGCCUUGCUGAAACCAGGGGACCUCAGACCUGCCCUGCCCAGGACUGCUCCAGCCCCCAGAGAUGCUCCUGUCUUGCUGCACUUCGUGGACCAGUAUCGGGAGCAGCUGGUGGCUCGUGUGACAUCAGUGGACCCUGUCUUGGACAAGCUGCAUGGUCUGGUGCUGAGUGAGGAGGAGUAUGAGGCCGUGCGGGCUGAAGCCACCAGGCCAGACAAGAUGCGGAAGCUCUUCAGCUUCAGCCGCUCCUGGAGCAGGGACAGCAAAGACCAACUCUACCAGGCUCUGAAGGAAACCCAUCCUUACCUGAUCAUGGACCUCUUUGAGAACUCAGGCAGGGUCUCUGUGGGAUCCUGACAUCUAUAGUGGCUGAGGGGUCAGCACUCUACUUAGGGUCCUGACUCUCCCUGACCCUCCUGUGGCUCUCCGUUUCUCCAUCUACACCCACUGGCCAUCUGAGUUGUCUUUAUGACAGCACUGUAUCCAGGACACCUCUUGGGGACUCAGAGGUCCCCUCUUGGCCUUCCCCAGCCAGAUGUUCAUGCAGAUUGAGCAUCUCAGAAAACACCCAGUGGAGCCUGCAAGUCUAUACAGGCCUUGUCCAGCUCUAUGGUCAGAGUGGCCAGCCACGAGCCACCCUGACCCACCAUGAUACAAGCAGGACUGGGAAGAAAGAGACGCUACUUUUCCCUGGAAAGUGACUGUCUUGGGAAUGGGAAAGGAAGGGGCUCUUUACACUCGGUGCUCAGCAACACAGGUGUAGGAAGUCACGUGACACAACACGGUGCUCACAGCACAAACACCGCAGACUAGUGCACACUGUGAAGGGAUCCUGAGCAGCUGCACCUGUACCAACCUUUGUUCUUGUCAGGGACUUGACACCUUCAGCUGCAUCUGCCCUUUGGAGGUGUGAGUCCCAGCUCAGGAACCUGAUGUGCAAUGCUCCUUCCACACGUGAUGGUCUGAGCUUCUUAAAGCCUACAAAAGGGAAUAU